This is a messenger RNA of Cornus florida, 2312 nucleotides long. Its product is annotated as pyrophosphate--fructose 6-phosphate 1-phosphotransferase subunit beta-like. Gene Ontology annotation, biological process: glycolytic process; photosynthesis; fructose 6-phosphate metabolic process. The record is from RefSeq and is a predicted model, not a curated record. The coding region runs from base 284 to 1984 and encodes 566 amino acids. Gene Ontology annotation, molecular function: ATP binding; 6-phosphofructokinase activity; diphosphate-fructose-6-phosphate 1-phosphotransferase activity. Gene Ontology annotation, cellular component: cytosol. Lineage: Eukaryota; Viridiplantae; Streptophyta; Magnoliopsida; Cornales; Cornaceae. The transcript is spliced from 16 exons.
AUUGGGGGAGGAGCACAGGCUACACAGCCCAAACUGACGACGUCGUCUGAUUACAAUCACCCGUCCCUCAUCAAAAUCUGAACCGUUCAAUAGUCCCGCCAUUUCUUUCCGCCGGACGGAGACCACAAUGACGUUUGUGCCCUAAGUACUUAACGAACUCUGCGUCUUGAAACAAUCACAGUGCAAUUCCUCUCGGUCUCUCAUACAUUCUCUCUCUUAAUACACACAAAGUAUAUUACAUAUAUUAAUAUAUUUCCAAUUACCGGUUUUCUCCACUUCAAUCAUGCCCUCCGCCGCCGUUGCCAACGGUUUCACCACCGCCGGAAAGUCAUCCACAAGGUCGACACCAGGCCUUCUCUCUUCAACUUGCAGUGAAGUCCAGAGGAGCCGCCUCCAAUUCGUACUCCCUCUCCCUUCCGUCCUCAAGAACUCAUUCAAAAUAGUCGACGGUUCACCAAGCUCCUCCGCCGGAAGUCCAGAUGAAAUCGCUAAGCUUUUUCCCAAUUUAUUUGGACAACCGCCGGCAAUGCUCGUGCCUUGUGGUUCGACGGAGGCCUCGCCGGAUCGGAGUUUGAGGAUUGGUGUACUGCUCUCCGGAGGACAGGCCCCUGGUGGUCACAACGUGAUUUCGGGAAUUUUUGAUUACUUACAGGCUCGAACAAGGGGUAGUAAAUUAUAUGGGUUUAGGGGCGGUCCGGCUGGGAUCAUGAAGUGUAAAUAUGUUGAGUUGACAACAGAUGUUAUCUAUCCUUACAGAAAUCAGGGUGGCUUUGAUAUGAUAUGUAGUGGCAGAGACAAGAUUGAAACCCCUAAACAGUUUAAGCAAGCUGAAGAGACGGUAUUGAAGCUUGAUUUAGAUGGGCUUGUUUUCAUUGGUGGAGAUGACUCAAACACCAAUGCUUGCCUUCUCGCUGAGAACUUUAGGGGUAAAAAUAUGAAAACUCGGGUCAUUGGGUGUCCAAAAACCAUUGAUGGUGACUUGAAAUGCAAGGAGGUUCCCAUAAGUUUUGGAUUUGAUACUGCAUGCAAGAUAUAUGCAGAAGUUAUUGGAAAUGUCAUGACAGAUUGUCGUUCAACUGGAAAAUACUAUCACUUUAUAAGGCUUAUGGGCCGUGCAGCUUCUCACAUAACAUUGGAGUGUGCUUUGAAGACUCAUCCAAACAUCACAAUUAUUGGAGAAGAGGUUGCGGCCAAUAAUUAUACACUGAAAAAUGUCACAGACUACAUCACUGAUAUAAUCUGCAAACGUGCAAAACUUGGAUACAAUUAUGGCGUCGUACUUAUACCAGAAGGCCUGAUUGAUUUCAUUCCAGAGGUGCAGCAGCUUAUUGCUGAGCUUAAUGAAAUCCUAGCCCAUGAUGUCAUUGAUGAGGCUGGACUGUGGAAAAAGAAACUUCAGUCUCAGCAUCUUUUUGAUUUUUUACCCCAAGCAAUUCAGAAACAACUGCUGCUAGAAAGAGAUCCACAUGGGAACGUACAGGUUGCCAAGAUAGAAACAGAAAGAAUGCUUAUAGAAAUGGUGGAAAAUGAAUUGGAGAAAAGGAGGCAGGAAGGUUUAUAUAAUAAGCAGUUCAAAGGGCAAUCCCAUUUUUUUGGUUACGAGGGUAGAUGCGGUUUGCCUUCAAACUUUGAUGCUAACUACUGCUAUGCAUUGGGUUUUGGUGCUGGGGCCCUCCUCCACUCCGGAAAGACUGGACUGAUUUCCUCAGUGAGCAAUUUGGGUGCUCCAGUUGAAGAAUGGACAGUGGGUGGAACAGCGUUGACAUCCUUAAUGGAUGUGGAGAGAAGACAUGGAGAGUUCAAGCCAGUGAUUAAGAAGGCAAUGGUGGAACUCGAUGGUGCACCUUUCAAAAAAUUUGCAUCUAUGAGGGAUGAGUGGGCUAUAAAGAACCAAUUCAUCAAUCCAGGUCCGGUUCAAUUUGUUGGCCCUAGAGCAAACGAUAUUAGUCACACUCUUAUGUUGGAGCUCGGAGCACAAACAUAGAGGUUCUUCAGAUAGAAAUGAAGUUUGGCCAAAGAAAUACAUUUGUUGAUACGCAAACAGCACAAGAAUCAACUGUUUUUCCACUUAGAAGAGAUCCUUACACGAUUUGCUUUAGCUAUCAUUGAUUAGAUGGAAAAGUAAAGGUUUUAUGUUAUUGAAACCUGAGGAGUAAUUUUUUAUUAUUUUUUAUAUCCCAUUUUUGGGCGAUAAAGCUUUUGAAUGAAUGGUUAAUUUUUUGGAUGAUAUAUUAUGGAUAUAUAAUUGGAUAAAAAUUCCAAAAUUACUCAUCAUUGUGUAAUCAUAUACGAAAGUCUACAGCUUCUUCUUA